Messenger RNA from Mycena indigotica, 3141 nucleotides. Its product is annotated as CxC2 domain-containing protein. The transcript has 11 exons. NCBI's taxonomy places the organism in Eukaryota, Fungi, Basidiomycota, Agaricomycetes, Agaricales, Mycenaceae. Bases 1 to 3141 code for a protein of 1046 amino acids. The record is from RefSeq and is a predicted model, not a curated record.
AUGUCCCGCAAACGUCGAGCCCCAGCAGUGCCGCGCCUUGUGCGCCACCAUAUAACGCCUAUGGAGCAACUCAUUGGAGCUCCACCUGAUGCUCCUUUACCCACCGUCGUCCAUCGGCUUACCAACGACAAUCGUCGACUGUGGUCUCAAACCGUACUAGUGGAGCCCACUUCACCAGUCAAACGUGCACGAAUACAACACCUAGAACGGGUACGAGCACCGGCGCUGUCGACAACCAAUGACCCUGAGAGAUACGAAAUGAAUUUGGGGGUCUGCGAAGAUGAUGAUUCCGACACUGAGAUGUCAAAACCUCGUUUCACCCAGCCUGCAGAUAAGGCAAUGCACCAAUGGACACAGCAAAGCCGCGACAUAUAUCUUCAAGCCAUGCUGUGGCGCGAGGGACGAGGAAACGAAGGCACUCUCUGCCACCAAUGCCAGGAUGCCACGCGGGAGGCUUUGUAUCGCUGUCGCGCUUGCUAUGGCGGCGCUAUCUUGUGCCAGCAGUGCUGUGUGGCUACACACCAAGCGAAUCCUCUCCACGACAUCGAGAGCUGGACUGGCGUCUAUUUUGUCAAAACGAGCCUUCGUGACCUCGGCCUGCGCAUCCAAUUUGGUCAUCGCCUCGGAGAACGGUGCCGCUCACCACGCCUUGGUCGAGCAGACUUCGUUGUUAUUGCUGGCAAUGGCAUCCAUGAAGUCUCAGUCGACUUCUGCGGCUGCGAGGCGACUAGUGACCCCAACUACUUGCAGCUUUUAAAAGCUGGCUGGUAUCCCUCCACCACCGAUGCUCCACGAACUUGCGCCACAUUUUCCUGUCUCGACACGUUUCAUUACCUUUCUCUGCAUGGCAAGACGACAGCCUAUGACUAUUAUUCGGCGUUAGAGUCUCUGACGGACGGCACAGGCAUCAAGCCUCCGAAUCGAUAUUCUAUCUUCAUGAGAAUUUCUCGACAAUAUCGACAUUUGUUGUUGCUGAAACGGAUGGGCCGAGGCCACGAUAAAUAUGGUGUUUUGGGAACGGGACCUGGGGAGCUUGCCAUUCGUUGCCCUGCCUGUCCUCGACCUGGCGUCAAUUUGCCCGAAGGAUGGGAAAAUGCAUCUCCUGAAGAUCGGUGCUUAUACAUCAUGUUCAUCGCCAUGGACGCAUGUUUUUCGGCUGAAGCGCAGGUCCAUCUCCAACGAGUUGCGGGACCCGGGACUGGGGACGGGUUGGGCGUAUAUGCUCGAGACAGAUCAACAAGAGGUAAUCUCUCAAUCGGCAUGAAGAAGCUCUACUUAUGUGACUUCGAAGAUGAGUACCUGCAUGUUACUGGGGUUGGCAUGGGUGUAUGCGCGCGCCAUGAAUUCGUGCUGCCAAACGGAGUUGGUGACUUACAAGCUGGCGAACGCUACGUCAAUAUGGACUACAUUUUUGGAUCCUUCAUUCGCCAUAUCGACCCUCGACUUUUCAAGAUCAUCUCCUACGACAUCGUAUGCCAAUGGAUCAAGACGCUGAUUGAACCACUCGAGUUUCGGGGCCUGGAGCUCGAUGGGACCAACUUGAUGACCACUGGUCUUUCUGGAAUUGGAGAAAACUGCUGGGUCUCGCCGCCAUUCUACGACGUCGAUCUGACAGAGCCAAGGCUGAACUUCGAAAAACAGGAGCAAAACUUCGAGCUUUUGACUGUAGGCCAUAUUGAUCGUGUUCCGGACUGGAAGCGUCAAGUCGAGGAGUUCGAGGCGGAUAACGAAAAGCCUAACCCUUACCAGUCCUCUAAUGAAGGACUGACCGAAACCGCCGUUCGCAAGAUGUACGAGGAGGAAGAAGCUGCACAGGAGCAGGCGGGGAUUAUGCCUAUCCAUGAUGUAUCUCCAACGGAAUUCAUCUCCGCAUUGCUUGAUGCAGAGGCCGACCAACGCCGCAUUCGGGGUUUAGCCGAUCUUAAGAGAACAAGAGGCUCUAUUGGUGGGCUCAGCCUGCGACAACAACGUAGGAAACUCAACCGAGCGAUUAAGCGUCUGCGUACCCUUCAGGCAACUUAUACACCUGCCGCCUUGCGCAAAUUCGAAUCCCUGAAUAUCUCUCAGGAUACUCUUGCUGAGCGUGUGCCCCUACUCCCUCCCUCAUCAUUGUCCAGCACGGAAUGCGAGAAUGGAGGAUGUCGUGAUGGCUUGCUGCAGAUUGAGCAAAGCUUUCGGGAGGCUCAGUGUCGCUCCUCGUUGACCGCGCUCCAACUCCAAUUGCACGUCAAGGCGCGUUUGCUCACUUACAAGAAGAACAACGCUCGUGCUCAGGCGAUGAAUACACGGUCGCGCACUUUGGUCGACCAGAACGAAAGGAAAAUCCUGCUCCAUUCCGAAAAGUAUCAAACGGCUUGGAGAGCUCUUGUCGCGAUAGCUGGCGGAGAAGACAAGAUUAUCUGGCGUCAAUUGCACAAGAGCGACAUUCGUUGUAUGGAGGAGCCGGAGGAAGUACAAGAGCAACGUCGAAAGGAUCAGAGGGCGGAACUAGAGGAGCGCAUCCGGGCGGAGGAGAUGCGACGAGCUGGCCUUCCAGAUCUCCCAGUCAGUAGCCUUCCGAUGGAAGACAGCGACCAGGAAGACGGGGAAGACGAGAUUCCAGUGUCGCGAAGCGAUCGGCUUGAUGCUGCAAGGGAGCGCAAUGCCCUUUUCAAGCACGGAGAGAGUAGGCGUAGUGUCUCGUGGAUCUGGAGUAAUGUUGUGGAAACCGCCAACGGCGUUGAAGAAGGUCACGUUGCGAAUCGAAUGGGCAAAAUCUUACGCGCGCGCACCCGGAGAUGGCGGGAGGAGGUGCGGAUUCUGGAGGCAGAGUGGCUCAGGCUCCCUCUAUCGUUUGGUGCUGAGGAGGCGCUAUGGGCUCAGCGCGGUGCGGGAGUCGACAUUUCGAACUGCGGGGUCCAGCUGGCCGAAGGAAUGAUUGCAUACGCUGCGAAACACGCAGACAUGUAUCGCAAUCUCUCUCGUCGGGCAGAGGUUGUCCGAACAAAGCCCAUACUCGAGCGAGGGCACCGGGGCGAGCGCGAGAUCAACGAGGUGUAUACCAUGGUGCAGGAGGAUGACGCGGCUGCUCGCGCUGAUGGUGUCAUUGACACAGACGACGAGGAUGAGCAUGGUAAUGAGAGUGAUGAGGAGGAUGAUUGA